This is a messenger RNA of Erinaceus europaeus (western European hedgehog), 1261 nucleotides long. RefSeq names its product nescient helix-loop-helix 2 (gene NHLH2). Bases 703 to 1110 code for a protein of 135 amino acids. Lineage: Eukaryota; Metazoa; Chordata; Mammalia; Eulipotyphla; Erinaceidae. The transcript is spliced from 2 exons. Gene Ontology annotation, biological process: regulation of transcription by RNA polymerase II. The record is from RefSeq and is a predicted model, not a curated record. Gene Ontology annotation, molecular function: DNA-binding transcription factor activity, RNA polymerase II-specific; protein dimerization activity; RNA polymerase II cis-regulatory region sequence-specific DNA binding.
AACCAAGCCUUGAAAGACUUUGAAACUGGAAGUAUCUGUUUAUACAACAUAAGUAAAGGAGGAGUAAGGAAGAGGCAACCUUAGCUCUGAGAUACAGUAUUGUGUUCCUAGGAACUGGGGGAGAUAGGAGCUGAACAAAGCCUUAUCUUAAAAAAAAAGAAAAAAAAAACUUCGGAGCAAGAUUGCAUCUCUGCCUUGCACUUUCCAGUUUCUGUUCAGUCUAAUUCAGGGCAGGAAAGGAGUCCUACGGGAGCGGAAUCUUAUCUUAAUCAUCUUUCUUAUUGAUUCUUCCGCUAUUAGAAAGUAAAGGAAUCAGACCUUUGAUGUGAUUGUGUUUAUCUCUGCAUCUCUUUUGUUAUUUAUAGAGACUUAGAAGAAAGGGGAUGAAAGGCACGAGACUUUAACCUUAAAAAAAAAUAAAACAAAAAAACGAAUCCCCCAAAAUGUUUGAGAACAAUUAAAAGGAAAAGGCGUUUUUUGAUCUAUCACCUAAGUGAACAGUCAUUUCUAUCAUCCACAUCCUGAGAUUUAUCGUCCCUCGCUGUGGACACCAGCGAGAUGACAGCUGCUUUUUCAUUUUUGAAUGUAAGAAGUAUUUACUCCUUUUAAUACACUUCGGAAUUUCUCCCCGAUAUUCUCUGGAAUUUUAACUCUAAAAGAUUGGAGAAAAGAGUACCAGAAAAGCUUGUGCAAGCCUCCAAAAUGAUGCUGAGUCCGGACCAAGCCGCCGACUCGGACCACCCCAGCUCGGCACACUCGGACCCGGAGUCGCUGGGCGGCGGGGACGCCAAGGUGCUGGGCAGCGUGUCGGACCUGGAGCCGGUGGAGGAGGCCGAGGCCGACGGCAAGAGCGGCAGCCGCGCCGCGCUCUACCCGCACCCGCAGCAGCUGAGCCGCGAGGAGAAGCGCCGGCGCCGGCGCGCCACGGCCAAGUACCGCUCGGCGCACGCCACCCGCGAGCGCAUCCGCGUGGAGGCCUUCAACCUGGCCUUCGCCGAGCUGCGAAAGCUGCUGCCCACGCUGCCCCCAGACAAGAAGCUCUCCAAGAUCGAGAUCCUGCGUCUGGCCAUCUGCUACAUCUCCUAUCUCAACCACGUCCUGGACGUGUAGGGCCGUGGGCCGGCGCCCCGCCAGGCCGCCCGCCAGUCGGGGAAAGGCUGGGGACCGGCGGCGGCGGCCAGAGAGACGUGGGCGGGGGCAGAAACUCGACCUGUGUCCUUUCUGGUCAAAGGGGCGACGCGGGAAGCUUCCCGCCUCUGCA